Suillus clintonianus is the source of this 2661-nucleotide messenger RNA. Its product is annotated as carnitine acetyl transferase. Lineage: Eukaryota; Fungi; Basidiomycota; Agaricomycetes; Boletales; Suillaceae. The record is from RefSeq and is a predicted model, not a curated record. Gene Ontology annotation, molecular function: carnitine O-acetyltransferase activity. The coding region runs from base 239 to 2512 and encodes 757 amino acids. The transcript is spliced from 15 exons. Gene Ontology annotation, biological process: carnitine metabolic process. Gene Ontology annotation, cellular component: mitochondrion.
AUUGUACAGAUAAUUCUGAUCAGUAGGUAACAUUCAUGUUAGAGCUGAGUACUGAGAGGUAGCGCUGAUGGAGAGAUACAGCCAUGCGUGGUCACGCUGUUCCCUAGCUCCGCACUUUCAAAUCAAAGCCUAAUCUGUCAUGCUCACUCCAGAAACUACAAGAAGCCGUCAAAAGACUUAGCACCCGGUGUAUACGGUGUACUCUCCUCUUUCCUUCUCUUUCUCUGCCACCGUCAAUAUGAUGGCAAGUCAAAUGACAACCUUCCGCCCGACUACUCCGCCCCCUGGACGCACAUUUGCGAACCAGCAUACCCUACCUAAGCUCCCAGUUCCAUCUCUUGAUGACACCUGCAAGCGCUACUUGACCGCUCUUCGAGGUCUCCAGGAUGAUAAGGAACAUGCUGCCACUCAGCAUGCCGUUCGAACUUUCUUAGGUGGCGAAGGUCCCGCUCUGCAGGAGAGAUUGAAUGAGUGGGCUAAAGAGAAGGCGAGCUACAUCGAGGACUUCUGGUAUGAAAGCUAUCUCUCGCACAGCGAUCCUGUAGUACUCGCUCUCAACCCGUUUUUUGUCCUGGAGAAUGAUCCUACCCCAGACCGGGGCUCUCAGCUACCCCGCGCUACGGCUCUUAUCAUGUCGUCAUUAGGCUUUAUUCAUGAUCUCCGCCAAGGUCGACUCGACCCCGAUGCCGUACGUGGCCGUCCGCUAGACAUGGAUCAGUACAGUAGAUUGUUCGGGACUGCUCGUAUACCAACGGAGCGCGGCUGCAAAAUGCUUGUGAAUGAUGCGGCUCGCCAUAUUGUAGUUUUGCGGAGAGGACAGUUCUAUUGGUUUGAUGUUCUUGAUGAGGACAACCGACCACUGAUGACAGAGCGCGAGGUUCUUCGCAAUCUCCAAGCCAUCUGCAAGGACGCCGACAAGACCCCGGUCACUGAGGUUGCUCGCACGGCUAUCGGCGUUCUCACUACUGAGAACCGAAAGACUUGGUCUUCCCUUCGACAUGAAAUCGCCCAGGACAAGACCAAUGCAGCUUGCUUGCGCCUGGUCGACGAUGCAUUGUUUGUGGUCUGCCUAGAUGAUGCAGCUCCAGGCCGCGAUGGCAUCGGCGCGCUCGCUCGAAACGGUGAAAAGGGAGAAGACCUUGCUGCUCUGUGCAGCAAUUUCCUCUGCGGAACUUAUGACCUGCAGGAGGGUGUACAGGUUGGCACGUGCACCAAUCGGUGGUAUGACAAACUACAAAUCAUUGUGUGUGCGGAUGGUGCUGCCGGUAUCAAUUUUGAACAUACCGGCGUUGACGGCCACACGGUUCUGAGAUUUGCCGCAGAUGUCUUCACUGAAGGCCUAAUGCUGCUUGCGCGCUCAAUUAAUCCUUCCGCACCCACACUAUUCCAUGCACCCCUUUCACCACACGCCAAAUCAUACAGGCCUCCCAAGUCGAUACCAAACGGCAACAACGGCAAAUCAUUGAUACCCUCUCAAAGUUUCUCAUAUGAUACCUCGCCUGCCAAACUCAUGUGGACCCUGACUCCCUCAAUUCGAGUCGGCAUUCGAUAUGCUGAGACGCGGCUGAGUGACCUUAUAUGUCAGAAUGAUUGCCAGGCAUUUGAGUUCAAGGGCUAUGGAAAGAAUUUCAUCACGAGUCAUGGAUUCAGCCCCGAUGCGUUCGUGCAGAUGGCUUUCCAAGCGGCAUACUUCGGACUUUAUGGGAGAACGGAAUGUACUUACGAACCUGCGAUGACGAAGGCCUUCCUUCAUGGGAGGACUGAAGCGAUUCGGACAGUGCAACCAGAGAGUGUCGAAUUUACGAAUGCAUUUUUCUCAGAGUGUUUACCUGACGAGAAGAUCCGCAAAUUGCGCAAGGCCUGCGAGCGACACGUAAAACUUACGAAGGAGUGUAGCGAGGGCUUGGGCCAAGACCGACACCUGUAUGCAUUGUACUGCUUGCAUCAGCGCCAGGUGACAGGAAAUCUCGAUCCAUCUCCUGACGAUCCAAUCCCGAACGGUGCUACUCAGAAGACCCUCCCGUCAAUCUUCGCUGACCCGGGCUGGAGUCUACUAAGUACCUCUAUCUUGUCCACUUCAAACUGCGGAAACCCUGCAUUGCGCUUGUUUGGAUUCGGGCCUGUUGCGGCUGAUGGGUAUGGCAUUGGGUAUAUCAUUAAAGAGAACGGGAUAAGCGUCGUCGCUUCAUCGAAGCAUCUACAAACGCGUAGAUUCCUGGAUACCCUCCAAGGAUAUUUGCUAGAGGUUCAGAGGAUCUUAAUACAGCUCCAUCGCUCCGCAAAUGAACGCCCUGCCCCAUUUGUUGAUCACGCUGGCAUCCUCCGUGACUCCAAGACUGGUCGGCCGAUUAGUAACGGCCACGGUUACGGAUCAGACGAAUCGGGGAGUGACUACGAGGACACCAUGCCCGGGUACUCGUUCUUUGAUAGUGGUGAUAUCGAUCUGCUCGGACGCCGCAAGAGAAGUCCUUAUGCGAAUAUUGGAAAAGUCCUCCCUCUGUCUGAUUAUUGAUAGGUGACUAAUUGCUGUAUGUAUCGGAGUAUAAGUAUAUCUGGCCUGAUUUCAGUACCUUUUGUGUAUUACUACUACAUAUGUGAUGUAUGUGAUGUCAUCUGUACGAUUACAUGACGUGCUCAAGAAUCAGGUCAAUCAUGACAAAA